GAGACUUCAGGGUGUGGAUAAGCUUUUUUCUUGUGCUUUGUUUCCAACACAUACGUUUGAAAGCAAUGCAAGUCACCUCUGAACAUUGUCCUAUCAUGAGGGACACUUUGUGAUUGCUUCUCUUGUUCUCUUCUGCUACUUCCAUUUUUCCACCCAUGGCGGCUCUCACUUCUCUCUCUUUCUCAGCACUGAUUCAUUCCUCAGAAAGAAAAGUGACCCUCUCUUCCACUCGUUUUCUGGCUUCUUGUUCAGAACUCUUGGGGUUCCCCACCCAUUUCUCGUACCAUUAUGUGGAUGUUCGAGCUUCUAACUCCUCGUCUAAGAUGGUUGUUCAAAGCAUGUCUUCUGCUUCAGAUGUUCCUACUGUUUCUGAGUCAAAGUUAAAUUUCCUCAAGGCAUAUAAGCGACCAAUCCCUAGUAUCUACAACACCACACUGCAGGAGCUCAUGGUCCAGCAACAUUUAAUGAGAUACAAGAGAUCUUACCGCUAUGACCCUGUGUUUGCUCUUGGUUUUGUCACUGUAUAUGAUAAACUCAUGGAAGGGUAUCCUAGUGAUGAGGACCGAGAUGCCAUCUUCCAAGCAUACAUUAAAGCAUUGAAGGAAGAUCCAGAAAAAUAUAGAAUGGAUGCACAGAAGUUGGAAGAGUGGGCUAGGGCUCAAAACUCAACUACCCUGGUUGAGUUUUCAUCCAAAGGAGGAGAAGUUGAAGGGAUGUUAAAGGAUAUUGCAGAAAGAGCAGGAGGAAAGGGGGGAUUCAGUUAUAGUCGUUUCUUUGCAGUAGGUCUCUUUCGGCUUCUUGAGUUGGCGAAUGCAACAGAACCAACAAUUUUGGAAAAGCUUUGUGCUGCUUUGAACAUCAACAAAAGAAGUGUUGAUCGGGACUUGGACGUGUAUCGUAAUCUGCUUUCAAAGUUGGUUCAAGCAAAAGAGCUGCUAAAGGAGUAUGUUGACAGGGAGAAGAAGAAAAGAGAAGAAAGGGCUGAACCACAAAAGACUAACGAGGCCAUCACACAAUGUUUGGGACAAGAAUUGCCUGGUCUGUAGCUAUGGUCUUCUGAAACGAUCUCCUAGUGGAGACUUCUUAUCCUUGACAUGCUUUUUUGUUAAUCCAUUAAUGAGUUGGAUAAGCAAAGUCAACACUUCUAUCAUCUUGAUUUUGCAGAGUUUUACUCAUCUAAAGGGUAGGAUGUACUUCAGGAUAAAAUAUCGUAAUAACAGUUGAUUAAAAAAUAUCAGAUUGAGAUUUAGAUAAAAAUACAUGUAAAUGUUAAAUAAAUUGCAAGUUGUUAUAAUCUCAAAUUUUUAUUUUAUAGUUAACUGUUAUUUACUAUACAACUUUUUUUGUAUAAUGUUUACUGCACUUCAAAUAAAUCAAAUUCUUGAU
Molecule: messenger RNA, 1386 nt
Organism: Abrus precatorius (Indian licorice)
Lineage: Eukaryota; Viridiplantae; Streptophyta; Magnoliopsida; Fabales; Fabaceae
Product: protein THYLAKOID FORMATION 1, chloroplastic-like
Exons: 5
Coding region: 156-1046 (296 amino acids)
Biological process (GO): photosynthesis; photosystem II assembly; protein import into chloroplast thylakoid membrane
Cellular component (GO): chloroplast thylakoid
Source: RefSeq, a predicted model, not a curated record